Molecule: messenger RNA, 3184 nt
Organism: Paramisgurnus dabryanus
Lineage: Eukaryota; Metazoa; Chordata; Actinopteri; Cypriniformes; Cobitidae
Gene: nhej1
Product: nonhomologous end-joining factor 1
Biological process (GO): double-strand break repair via nonhomologous end joining
Cellular component (GO): DNA ligase IV complex; nucleus
Molecular function (GO): DNA end binding
Source: RefSeq, a predicted model, not a curated record
AAUCGUUGUUUGUUUCAAGGGGACUGUGCGUCCGUCGGAACUGUCCCCAUACUGUUCACUCUACAGUCGAGGACGGUGUUGUGUGUGGACAUGGAGUCAGAUCUGUCUGCCCUGCCCUGGGUGCCAGUAACCCUGGGUGGUUCUGAUCUGCUGGCCAAAGCUUGGUUUGGUGACACUGACACACAGUACCGGGUUCUGCUGAGUGAUCUGAGCAACGUAUGGGAAGAGGACAUGAACGCAGAUGACAUCCAGAGUCGAGCACAGGAUCUGAAUAAGCGUCUGAGGGCUCCAACGCAGGCAUUUUUCUCUCAUCUGUGCUCGGUGGCACGCCCUUGUUUCUCUAGCCCAGAUGAUGGUCACACCACUUCUGCACAAGUCUUUCUGGAACAUCAUGGCAACAAUUUAACAAUCAGACUUAAAAGUGAACUGUCCGGAUUGCCGUUUUACUGGGAGUUCCGAUGCACCCCGAUGCCUGUAGCCAUGGUGUGCCGGCAGCUGGUGCGCCCCCUGCUGGCAGUGAGUAGGGUUCUGCAGAGGCAAGUCGACGAGCUCUCUUCUCUGUUGGUCAGGAAAGAUGCAGAGAUACAGGACUAUCAGGAGAACGGCGCUGUGCUCAGCAGAGUCCGACUACAGACGGAGCCAUUUGAGGUGCACACAUACAGGGAGAACUUCUUCACACAGACAGUUUCAGAGAUGAGUGCGUCGCUGGACAGUUUGGGUUUCGAAUCCGAGUUACAGGAGCUGUACGUGGCUGUGAACUCGGUAAAAUCGGCUCAGAAACGUAAACGUGGCAGCAGUUCUGCUGCAGAGGACAUCGGCGACUCUGAAGAUCAUCACCAAACAACCACUGAUGUCCGCACAAACACUAACUGUACGGCAGCUCCAUCAGCUUCCAGAGAACCGAAUGAUGUUAAAAAAGCGACAGGAAGAACUCGGGAGGCAGAAAGUGAACAGACUGUACCACUAACAUCUGCUGCUGUUGGUUCUGAGCAACGUACGACCUCACGGCCGAAGAAAAAGAAAGCAGUGGGACUCUUUCGGUGACCAUUUAAACCGUCUAUGCUUUUUAUAGACACUUUUUUAACAUAGAUCUUUUAUGUUGUUCUUUUAUGGUAUUUAAAACUUUUAUCAUGGCUUUUAUUAUGUAUGCUCUUUUAAAAUGUGUAUCUUAAACAUCAUAAAUAAAAUACUGCAUUUCUGUAACAGUUCCUAUAGCUCAGUUGGUCGUAGUGCAUAGCAUUAGCAGCACAAAGGUGAUUGGUUUGAUCCUUAACUCUUUCGCCGCCAUUGACGAGAUAUCUCGUCAAUUAAGAGAAAACGCUUCCCCGCCAAUGACGAGAUUUUCCGUCUUUCCGCAAUACCAUUAUUAUCCACCAGGUGGUGCCCUUCUGCAACUUUUUAAACCCGGAAGUAUUGCCCUAUGGCAAGCGGCUGCAUGUCCGUGUCUGUUUUAAAGAUCGCUCUGAAUGGGAUCUCUAUGAAAAGUCCGUCACAAAAAUGGAAUUAUCUCUGCUUUUUGUUUAAAAUGUGGUGUUUUUGCAGAAACAUACCCAUAUUCAAAAGCUGAUUGCAAAAGAACCACUGAAGGUAGGAUGAAACGUUUUUUUUUUUGUUUGUUUAAAAGCAGAGGGUCUGUCCUUUCAUUUGGUAUAUUGUAUGUUUAUAUAUUUAAAGAAGAACAUUUUCUGGAAGGCAUUAAACUUUGGUGAAAAUCAUGCAAAACGCUGGCGCUGGCUGGCAACUUUUUUUAAAAACGCUGGCGGUGAAAGAGUUAAAGGGACUGUAAGUAGGGUUUAAAGUGUUUUAUUAAUCAAAACCAAUGUCUUUCUUUAUUCAUAAAUAUGUCCUCGUUGGUGUCAAAUGACCUCUGCCAAUGAUUUAACUUUUCUUUGUAAGCUUAGAAUUUCUUCUCUUUACUUACAUUGAACGGGUAAGUCCAAGGAGGCUUCCAUGUCGUUCGCUGUAUUGAUAAACUAUAAUAGCAGAGAGGGACAAAAAGCACUAGCCUACCAAUGCGUUUCCACAACGCGUUUUCAUUCAGAACACGUGAACAAGCUGAAACGGACAAGGAGAUCAGUGAGUACAUAACGGCUACCGUAGUUGCAACACGCAUUUGGAAAAGCGAGGUGCUAGAGAGCACUGUUCAUUUGAAUGCAAAAUACCAUUUCACCACUAGAUGGGGGUAAAACCUACUUACUGUCCCUUUAAGGAAAACCCACAUACUAAUAAAAAUGUAUAUCUUGAAUGCACUGUAUAAAAACGUCUCCUAAAUGCAUUCCUUUAAACAAAUGCACAGGAACCGUUUAUAGAGAGUGCAGUUAAAACAGGCCAUCUUGAAAUGAAGCGGCUAUGUAUCGAAAUGCAAAGUAAAAUUUAAAUCAGGGGUGUCAAAUAUAUGGCCCGUGGGUCGAACACAGCCCACACCCGGCCCGCAUGAUGAUUUAUUAUUAAAUAUUAAAUACAUAUUUAAAAAAUCCUUUCAGGUGGGAUUUUAUAUUGGAGAUGUGGAAAGCAGCAAAACGGCAACAGUUUUACAGGCGGACCUCGUGCACCCAAACAUUCUGCCGUUUCCGCAGGCAUGACUCUUUGCGGCAGGUGCCGGUUGCACAGCGCACUGUGUAUGAAACAGCCAUGAAUCAGUUUCUGCCUUACGCACAAUGAGACCGCCAGCGACUAGCAAUAGCAGAGCGACGCAAUCUCAUUCAUUUCAAUGGAAGCUUGCCAACUUCCGGCGACAUGAGCAAAAUUGACCGGAUGGGCGUGUCCAGCGAUGCGAGAAAGUUACGAAAAGUUUAACUUUAUGCAAAUGAUGAGCGAUUUUCGGGAGCGAAUACCAACGGGAGCGAAGCAGUGAAGUUCACAUCAUCCUUGUCUUGUCAGUUACUGGAGUGGACCGUACUCAUUUGUUUAUGACAAUCAGAUUUAGAUACGCCUCAUUAAAAGAAACAGGCGAUGCACAGAGAGAAAGUCGCUGGUGCGAGGCUUUAAGCCGUGAUGGUGACGCGACGAACAGCAGUGGGAUCUAGUUUAGAAACUAUUUCUUUUAAAUUUCGUGUCUGGUCAGCCACACAAACAUCUAGAAAUGAGAGUAGCAACUGCCCCAAAACUGGUGAUGUUGAUCUGGUGGUCUAAGAAAUGUAAGGAUUUAAAAUCAUUUUAUGCCUGUGUUUUAUUACUUCAAACU